CAGUAAGCCAGGCAGAGAGAGUACAGGUUCUCAAAAGAUUCAUCAGAGGCCUGUCACUGUCUGGGGUAAAAAAAGUCUGGAAAGAAAAAGACUUCAGUGGAAGUUGAUGAUGCUCCUGUUACCACUCCUAACCAUAUUCUUGGUGAAGAAAAGCCACACUCGGACCCACUCGCUGAGAUAUUUUCGUCUUGCCGUUUCGGAUCCUGGCCCCGGAGUCCCUGACUUUAUCUCUGUUGGGUAUGUGGACUCACACCCUAUCACUACAUAUGACAGUGUUACUCGAAAGAAGGAACCAAAAGCUCCAUGGAUGGCAGAGAACCUGGCAGCUGAUCACUGGGAGAGGUACACUCAGCUGCUUAGGGGCUGGCAGCAGACAUUCAAGACGGAGCUGAGGCACCUGCAGAGGCACUACAACCACUCAGGGUUUCACACCUACCAGAGAAUGAUUGGUUGUGAGUUGCUAGAAGACGGCAGCACCACAGGGUUUCUCCAGUAUGCAUAUGAUGGACAAGAUUUCAUCAUCUUCAACAAAGACAGCCUCUCCUGGUUGGCCAUAGAUAAUGUGGCCCACAUCACCAAGCGAGCAUGGGAGGCCAACGUGCAUGAGUUGCAAUACCAAAAGAACUGGCUGGAAGAAGAGUGCAUUGCCUGGCUGAAGAGGUUCUUGGAGUAUGGGAGAGAUGUCCUAGAAAGAACAGAGCCUCCAGUGGUAAGAACAACUCGAAAGGAAACUUUUCCAGGGAUUACAACUCUCGUCUGCAGAGCUCAUGGCUUCUACCCACCAGAAAUUUCCAUGACAUGGAUGAAAAACGGGGAAGAAAUUGCCCAAGAAGUAGAUUAUGGAGGGGUGCUUCCCAGUGGGGAUGGAACCUAUCAAAUGUGGGUGUCGGUUGAUCUGGAUCCUCAGAGCAAUGACAUGUAUUCUUGUCAUGUGGAGCACUGUGGUCGACAAAUGGUUCUUGAGGCCCCUCGGGAAGCAGGAAACAUCCUUCUAGUAGUGAUCAUGAUCUCUGGGACCAUAAUUAUCAUCGUCCUGGCUGGAGUUGGUGUUCUGAUCCGGAGAAGGUCACGAGAACCAAAAGAAGUCAUGUACCAACCCACCCAAGUGAAUGAGGGCAGCUCUCCCUCUUAGAAGCCAUGACCUCUGCUCUCAGGCACCCACACGUCUUGUCCAUACUCCCGACACAAUGGGGGAUUGCAGAAUUGAGCAUUUGUGACGGGAAGAUAGGAGCUACACAUCUUUCUUCAUUCUUUGACUCCAGAAGAGCUAUCAGCUUUUAGGCUCUUGAUGGACUCCUUUAUCACAAUCAACUUUAAAUACAGUUUGUCUCGUGAUCCAAUACUUCCCAAUUUCUAGUUCUCAAUGGUGAUUUACAAGUAGAUUACAGAGUCUUAGAGAUACAAGCAACUUUCUCAUCCAAGCAGGAGAUGUCUUCUAAAAUGUCAUAGACUUGAGAGUCAGCCUUUACUUGGCGUCAUGAGCAAGUUCCCCCAUUCUACCACAAAACAGCCUUUCUUGUUUAUUUUUGCUCAUGAGAAUAUUUGCCAUGUAAGAACUUUGACCGUCAUGGCUCUCAUGACUGAGAAUCUAUAAGUAGGGUUGAUCCAGCCCAUGAAAACAGCCAGCAAGUUUCUACAACAGCCUUUGAAUGGACAAGUCACUAUAUACACAUCAUGGCCCAAGGGGAGGCAGACGUACCUAGUUCAUGGUGGCUCUGCCAGAAAGCAUGGAACAUUGGAUGUUUGUCUGGCUAGAUCUAUGGCAAUGGCUUCCUUCGCUUUUACUAUUUCUAUGAGAAAUUAGGACAAUAAUUUAUCAAGCUGAGUGUGAUAGGAAUCCUAUAAGGCUAGUACUCAGGAAACUGAGGCAGGUGGAUUAUAUGUUUGGGGCUAGCUUGAGCUAUACAACAGAACCCUAUCUAAAAUAAACCAACAGAACAACAACAGCAGCAGCAACACACUUAACAGAACUAAAACAAUAAUUGCUGGACAUAAUGUCCCCUCCUGUGGAACUGCAAAGAUCUAGACUCACUUGCAAUAUUUCAAUGUGAAAAUAAUAGUAUUUGGCUGGAGAUGACCCAAUAGGCAAAUCUGUUGUCAAGCAUGUCCACCUGAGGUCAGUCACCCUGACUCACACAGUGAAAGAGAGAACUGACUCCAGAAAGUUGCCCUCUGACCUCUUCAUGAAUGCUGAAUAAAUUUUUUUUAAUCUGUCA
Messenger RNA from Grammomys surdaster, 2216 nucleotides. Its product is annotated as major histocompatibility complex class I-related gene protein. NCBI's taxonomy places the organism in Eukaryota, Metazoa, Chordata, Mammalia, Rodentia, Muridae. Bases 107 to 1132 code for a protein of 341 amino acids. Gene Ontology annotation, cellular component: external side of plasma membrane. The record is from RefSeq and is a predicted model, not a curated record. The transcript is spliced from 6 exons. Gene Ontology annotation, biological process: immune response.